AUGACGCCCUUCUCGCUGGCCGACACGUCACUCUCGCCCGGCUGCCAGGCCCUCUCGUCCUCCCUCUCCGAUGCCGUCUUCCCGCGCGAUUCCUCGGUCUACCGGUACGAGUCGCAGGAGUUCUGGUCCAACACGGAGAUCCUCUCGCCAGGAUGCGUCUUCCGUCCGCAAUCCAGCGACCAGCUGUCACAGGGUCUGCAGGCGCUGGUAGACACCGACGCUGAGUUCGCCGUGCGCGGCGGCGGCCACAUGGGGAUUCAGGGAUCGAACAAUAUCGACGAGGGUGUGCUGAUCGUCAUGUCGAACCUGACCACCAUGCAGCUCUCCGAGGAUCAAUCCAUCUUGUCUGUGGGCCCGGCUUAUCGUUGGUCCGAUGUCUACGCCUACCUAGGUAAAUUCGGCCUCGCCGCCGCAGGAGGUCGCCUCGGCCCCGUCGGCGUCCCCGGCCUGAUCCUCGCCGGCGGCGUCAACUUCUACGGCAACCAGGUUGGCUUCGGGUGUGACACCGUGGUCAACUACGAGGUGGUCCUGGCGGAUGGCGACGUCGUGCAGGCGAACAAGACGUCGAACCCAGACCUAUUCUGGGCGCUGAAGGGCGGUAGCAGCAACUUCGGCAUCGUGACGAGAUUUGAUAUGGAGACGAUCAGGUCGCCCAAGGUGUGGGCGGGUGCGCAUACCGUCGAGGCGAAGUAUGUGGAUCAGUUUUUGGCUGCCGCUGCUAUCUACGCCGCCAACAUCUCCGACCCCAAGACGCACAUCGUACCCGCGCUCGUGCAGGGCGAGACGCUGAUGGCCUCGGUGAUUCUGUUCUACGACAGCGAGGAGGUCAGCUACCCGGAUAUUUUCAAGCCCUUCACGGACAUCCCGUCGAUCAGCAGCACAGUUGGCUUCAAGACUUUGGGCGAGUUUGCCGCCGAGACGGGCGAAAUGGUGGUGCCUCAUAUCAAUGACGUCUUCGUCGCCGGCACUGUCACCGGCACCAACUACAAGACCCUGCUCGAAGGUAUCACCAUAAUCAAUACCACCUUCUUCAACGAGCUACCCAAGCUCCUGGACCAGGUCCCCAUGGCCAACAUCUCCACCAUACAGCUGGACUGGCAGCCCAUCGGCGCCGACUGGAUGCGCGCAUCUGAGUCCCGCGGUGGAAACGCCCUCGGUCUGGAUCCCUCGAAGAUCUACCUCUGCUACGCAGAAGUCGUCGAGUGGAUUGGCUCAGCGUACGACGACAUCGUGGCCCAGUGGGUGCAGGAGACGACGUACGCGAUCAACAACGCGACGAUGAAGGCCGGCCUGUACGAUCCCUUCAACUACAUGGGUGACUCGGCCGGAUUCCAGAAGAUCUUCGAAGGGUAUGGCGAGGAGAACCAUGCCAAGUUGCAGGACAUCGCGAAGAAGUAUGACCCCGAGGGUGUGUUCCAGCGGUUGAUGCCCGGUGGGUUCAAGGUUUUCUAA
This is a messenger RNA of Aspergillus steynii IBT 23096, 1452 nucleotides long. Its product is annotated as FAD-binding oxidoreductase. Gene Ontology annotation, molecular function: FAD binding. The coding region runs from base 1 to 1452 and encodes 483 amino acids. NCBI's taxonomy places the organism in Eukaryota, Fungi, Ascomycota, Eurotiomycetes, Eurotiales, Aspergillaceae. The record is from RefSeq and is a predicted model, not a curated record. The transcript is spliced from 4 exons.